ACAGACCCCCGGAGCGACAGCCCGCUUGCUGCCUUCACAGACUGGAGAUCUACAAAGAAGCAGCAGAAACAUGAAGGCAGUGGGGUUUCGUGAUUGUAAUCUACUAUUUUAGUUUUCCAGUGAAUGUGGGGUCAGCAGGGGCAGCAUGUCUCUUCCACUGGAUAUACGCUCUUACCAGAAAGACCCCUCCUUGGGGACGCUGGAGAAACAGCUCAUCUGUCCCAUCUGCAUGGACGUCUUUACCAAACCUGUGGUCAUUCUGCCCUGCCUGCACAACCUCUGCCGCAAGUGUGCCAAUGAGCUCUACCAGCCGACUCUCUUCCAGGUUGGAAUUGAAGGUAGUUUCCGCUGCCCUUCCUGUCGGCGUGAGGUCGUCUUGGGCCGUCAUGGAGUUUUUGGACUGCAACGCAAUUUGCUGGUGGAGAACAUUAUUGAUGUUUACAAGCAGGAGUCUGAAAGCUAUAGGCCUCCACCGAUGCCUCCUGCAGAGUUCAACUGUAAAGAGCAUGAAGAUGAGAAGCUCAAUAUUUACUGUAUCACGUGUCAGCAGCCGUCCUGCUCUCUCUGUAAGGUGUUUGGGGCACACAAGAACUGCAAAGUAGUUCCUUUGCCAGAUAUUUACCAGAAGGAGAAGGCUGAACUCAGUGACAGACUUGCAUCUUUGGUGUCCACAAAUGAGCGUGUUCAAUCAUUUGUCAAUGAUCUAGAGGCGCUCAACAGGAACAUAGAGGAAAACAGCAGGAUCCAGAAACAGAUUCUGUGUGAGAAAUUUGAUCGCAUGUCUGCCAUUCUGGAGGAAAGGCGUAAGAUCAUGAUGCAACAAAUCACUUUUGAGCAGGAAGAAAAGACGGGCUGGACCCAGUCUCUACUGCAAACCUACAAUGAGCAUUUGGACACAAACUCAAAGUUGAUCCAGGCAGCCCAGAGUGCCAUAGACGAGCCUGAGAUGGCUGCUUUUGUGCAGACCUCAAAGGAUCUUACUGAGAAGGUUGGUAAAGCGUCAAAAUGCUUCACUCUGGAGACUCUGGAUCCUGAUUAUCAGAACAUGGAUCACUACAGGGUGGAUUUCGAUGCAGAGGAGAGAGUCCUGCAGCAGCUGGAUUUCAUGGAGAUUGAACCCGAAGUGGAGGAAACACCCGAUGAACCAGAUUCUGAAGCAGAGUCUGAAACCGAACCACUACAGACUCCAGAACCAGAAUCUGAAGCAGACCAGGAUCUAAAGUCAGAGGGUUCUGAGGUGGCAAAUCCCACGCCUGAGACAAUGGAGGACAGCUGGAGACAAGAAGACAGCUGUGGAGAUCUCAAAAAAGUGGCCAUGUGUGAGAAGAAUGGCUUAAGCACUGCACAGGUUGUAACUCUAGUCCUUUAUUUCCUGGCCUUUCUGGUCAUCCUACAGCGAAUAUGGGGACACAUCCAGUGCUUUAUUUUUAUAUAAGGACAGCAUAAAGACACAUUCAGCAGGUCAGAAUUAUAAUUUUCACAUGCUGUUUUAUAUGAAAACGGAGUGAAAUAUUUCUGUAAAAGUAAAAGUAGAGAAAGAAUUAAGAACAGAUUAAACUGGUUUAUGUUCAAAAUCACCUUUCCCAAUUUUCUUGAAACGUUCACACAUUUGAGCUCUUUCAUGAUUAUGACUGAGCCCUCCAGUGGUCACCGGUGAGACUGCCGGUCUCAAGAACGAGGACCUGCUGUCACUCAGAACAGGUUUCCGCGGGUUCUCUUCUUGAUUUGGUUUUUGGAACAAACCUUACUGUGUUUGUGCUGAUAAUUAAAACAUUGUGUCUAC
Molecule: messenger RNA, 1783 nt
Organism: Danio rerio (zebrafish)
Lineage: Eukaryota; Metazoa; Chordata; Actinopteri; Cypriniformes; Danionidae
Gene: trim101
Product: tripartite motif containing 101
Cellular component (GO): cytoplasm; nucleus
Molecular function (GO): ubiquitin protein ligase activity; zinc ion binding
Source: RefSeq, marked provisional